Rotaria sordida is the source of this 5016-nucleotide messenger RNA. Lineage: Eukaryota; Metazoa; Rotifera; Eurotatoria; Philodinida; Philodinidae. The record is from the annotation of a GenBank genome assembly.
AUGCUCUCAUAUAAUUGGGGUAGCAAAGCUGUUGUAUCGAAAGUUUACGAUAUUCUAGUUGAAUCAGGUAUAAAAGUUUGGAUGGAUAUAAAAGGUGGUAUGGGAGAUAACAUAAACAUUAGUAUGGCAGAAGGAGUAGAAAAAGCUGCUGUUGUUUGUUGUUUUAUGACACCGACUUACCAGGAAUCGCAUAAUUGUCAACUUGAAUUAGGAUACGCUAAUGAACUAGCAAAGAAAAAACAAUUAAGAAUCAUUCCAUGUAUGAUUGGUGAUAAAAAUAAUAAGGAAUGGCGACCUUCGAGUUGGUUAGGACUUCUAACAUUAUCAGAGAACUAUGUGAAUUUUCGAGACGAUUCAGACGCCAAUAUUCAAUUAAAAACAAAAGAACUCAUUGAAAGAAUCAAGCAUCAAUCUCCAAUAUAUACACCAAAUUCUAUUCCAUUACCAAUACGACCGUGGGAUCCCAUUCGACAAAAAUAUCUCAAAGAAAAUAAGAUCCAACUAAUGAUAAACGAUCAAAAAGAAUUUCCGAUGGAACAGAGUUACAUAAAUUUGGCUUUAGUAGAAACUAAGGAUCAACAAGAAAAAGAGAAAAGAUUAAAACAAUAUAACAAUGAGGAUCAGUUCAGCCGAGAAGAUGAACAGAGUGAUCGCGGAUCACAUCAACACAAUGAUAUUCUUGGUACUUUUGAAGAGAUAUACGGCAAGAAGACUACUAUUGAUGUCAAGGAUAUUUUCGAACAAUGCAAGGAUCAAAUAAAGAAGGUACUCAUGCUUGGACGAGCUGGUAUUGGAAAAUCGACAUUUUGCCAAUAUGUUACUUAUCGAUGGGCAAAAGGUGAAAUUUGGUCUCAAUACGAACUUGUUAUUUUGAUUCGAUUACGUUCAUUGACAGAUGGUCAGUAUCCAUCAGGGAAAAAGUAUUCACCCAUUGAUCUUGUGGAGAGAGAAUAUUUCGAAGUUGAUGAUAUAUCCACUGAAAUAAAACAAAACUUCAACGAUAAAUGUAAUAGAGAGCACGUCCUUUGGAUAUUAGAUGGUUAUGAUGAAUUUGCUCAAAAUAUUCCUGAACAAUUAAAAAGUGUAUUUAAACAUAUAUGUGAGACACAACAUCAUAUUUUAACAUCUCGUCCUUAUGCAAUUGCAUUAUCAUAUGAUACCAAAAUGGAAAUAACUGGUUUUACAAAUGAAAAUAUUGUCAAAUACAUUGAACAAUUUUUCGACCAGAUCAAGACUGAGUCAACAAAUGCCUUAUCCAAUGGUCGAAAGCUUUUGAAAUUCUUAAAGUCAAAUCCUAAUGUCUGGGGUAUUGCCCAUAUACCAGUGAAUCUAGAAUUGAUAUGUAGUCUUUGGAGUGACUAUAGCGCGUCGAAGAUGACAGUUGUAACAAUGACGCAAUUGUACUCUACAAUCGUCGAAUGGCUAUGCCGAUGUUACUUGAAAAGACAAAAUAUAAAUCAUGAACUUAUGACAAAACAAAUUCUUUAUCGAAAAUGCAGUACGGAGUUACAGUUUUUGGAACACUUGGCUUUCAAUGGAAUGGAACGAAAGGAAAUUAUGCUGCCACCAGAACUUAUCGAAGCAACUGAAUACGAAAUGGAUUGCUCUCUAGGUGAUUACCCACAGUUAUUGAAUAUGGGCAUUCUCAGAUCAUAUGAUGAUAAACCAAUUGGGCACCGAAUCGAAACAAACAAACAGCAUUAUUUUGUUCAUCUCAGUUUCCAAGAAUAUUUUGCAGCACGUCACUUACUCAAAAUUCUUAAGAAUUCUACAAAGCAAAAAGCAAUUGAUUUUAUUAACAUUCACAAGUACAAUCAACGUUUUCACUUUGUCUUUGUUUUUGCAUCAGGUCUUCUCGCAGAAGCAGAUUUUCAAUCAUCUAUGGAAGUAUUUUGGAAUACUCUACAAGGAGAACCAUCAGAUCUGGUCGGCCUUAAGCACAUAACACUUACUAUUGAAUGCAUCGAUCAACUCAUAGAUACAAGAUUAUUUUCAGCACGAACGAGUUAUUUAAAAUCAAUAUCCCAGUGGAUAGCUAUCAGCACCAGUGAAACUGCAACACCAAUUCGAGAAACUCUUUUGCGAUCACUCGGACGUGCCAAUUCUACAGUCAACACGUCAAUCAUACAAAACAAAUUGAUAGAAUUUCUCACACUAAAAGAUAUACAAACAAAACGUAACACCUACGAUCUUAUAUCACAAAUACCAAUAACGAACCCCAUUCGUGAAUUACUUCAGAUGAUUUCCAAUACUGCGCAUGUAAAGCCAUCUGGAAGCUCAGUGAAAGAUCAGCAACGACUGAAAUACUUGCUGUUUUGUUGAAUGCAAUCCAACAUCGAGUUGCGAAUGUUCGAGAAAAGGCAUGUGAAGCUCUUCGUGAUAUAGGUGAAAAUGCCGCAACCGACGGGGUGAUCGCUGCUUUGCUGAAUGCACUUCAAGAUGAAAAUUGGGGUGUUAGAUAUCGGGCAUGUGAAGUUUUCGGAAACAUGGGUGAAAAAGUAAUAAUCAAUGAAGUGUUUUCUGCUCUCCUGAAUGUACUUAACGAUGAAAAUUCAAAUGUCCGAAGAUGUUCAUGUGAAGUCUUGGGGAAGCUAGGUGAAAAAGUAGCAUCGGAUCGCGUAAUUGCUGCUUUGCUGAAUGCACUUCAUGAUGACGAGUUUAGUGUCCGAUGCACUGCAUAUAAAGUCUUCGGGGCGAUAGGUGUAAAAGCAGCAACGAAGGAAGUGACUACUGCAUUGCUGACUGCAUUGCAAGACGAAUAAUGAGGCAUUCAAAGUAAUGCAUAUGAUUCCCUGAGGAAGAUAGCUGAAAAAGCAACAACAAAUGAGUUGGUCGAUGCUCUGAUCAAGAUACUGCAUGAAGGAAAUCACUUUGCUCGAGAAUAUUCAUGUGAAAUCCUGGCGAAGGUGGGUGGAAAAGUAGCAACCAAUGAAAUAAUCAAUGCGCUGGUGAAUGCACUUCGGGAUAAAGAAAUAAACGUGCGAAGUGCUCUGAUGGAGAUGGGUGAAAGAGUUGUAACCAAUAAGUUGAUUGGUGCUCUGCUAAAUGUUCUCCAAGAUGCAGAUUCUGGUGUCCGAGCAUACGCGUGUGAAAUCCUGGGGAAGCUGCAUGAGAAAAUAACAACGGAUGAUGUGAUUACUACUCUAUCAAAGGCUCUUCGAGACGACAAUGGGAAUGUCAGAUAUGCCGCGUGUGAAGCUCUCAUAGACAUGGGUGAGAAAGCAGCAACGCGUGAUGUUAUAGUUGCUCUUGUGGAUACACUUCAGGAUAAAGAUUCAGCUAUCCGAUGGAGAGCAUGUUUUGGCCUUGGGAAGAUGCAUGAAAAAGCGGCAACCAACGAGGUGAUUACUGCUCUUCUAAAGGCACUUCGAGAUGAAGAUUGGAAUGUUCGAAGUAACGCUUGUACAGCACUGGGAAAGAUAGGCAAAAAAGCAGCAACAGAUGAAAUGAUCAGUGCUCUGUUGAAUGCACUGUAUGAUCUCACAAAGUGCAUCUAAAGCUCUCGAGAAGAUGCAUGUAAAAGCAACAACCAAUGACAUAAUAGCUGCAAUUCUAAAUGUACUUGACGAUAGUGACCCUGGUAUUCGAGGGCGUGCUUGUCAAGCUCUCGGCAAGAUGAGUGAUAAAGCCGGAACGAAUAAGGUCAUCGCUGCUUUGCUGAAUGCAAUUCAGGACAAAGAUUCGAACGUCCGAAGAUACGCGUGUGAAGCCUUGGGGAAGCUAGGUGAAAAGGCAGCAACUAAUGAGGUGAUCAUAGCUCUAAUGAAUGUACUUCAAGAUGAAGACUGGUAUGUACAAGAAUACGCCUAUGAAGCCAUUGGUAAGCUAGGUGGAAAAACAGCAACGAAACAGGUAAUCACUGUUCUGCUGAAGGCAAUUCAGAGUGAUGGUAGCAAUGUUCGAAGAUAUGCAUGUAAAGCCUUGGGAUACAUGGGCGAAAAAGCAGCGAGGAAUGAGGUGAUCGAUGCUCUGUUGAAUGUACUGAAAGAUAAAUAUUCUUAUCUCCAAUCGGAUGUGUUUGAAGCUCUUGGGAUGAUGGGUGAGAAGGCAGCGACGGAUGCGGUGAUCGUGAAUCUUUUGAAUGCACUCGGUGAAAAAGAUUCGUUUAGCCGAGGGCACGUGUGUGAAGCCCUUGGGAUGAUGGGUGAAAAAGCAACAACAGAGGAAGUGUUCAGUGCUCUCGUAAAUGCACUUCAAAGUCGAGAGUCGGUAUGGAGAAGAUAUGCGUAUGAAGCUCUGUGGAAAUUGGGUGAAAAAACAACUACGAAGAAAGUGAUUGCUGCUCUGGUGGACGCAUAUAUGUCUGAGUGAGGAUUCUGGAAUGAGGAAGUUCACGAGACUUUCAAGCGUGCUAUCUGUUCGUAUGAUGGAAUGAAAGAGUUAGAGUCAGACAUAGUGUCGAGAUUAUUUUCAUGUCUCAAUAGAUGGUAUAAAGAUUGGUGGACAGCGAUGCCUUCGGAUCACUUGUUAAAGAUUUUCUUGGAUUCAAAAAAUGUUACUUGGAUUCCAUUUGUCGUCCAUUAUGCAUUAUAUCAAGGAAUUGCUGUGACAGUCGUUGGUAACACUCUUCGAAUCUAUGAUAGUAAUGGAUUAUUAGAGAUGCAUGCGUCCGAUUCUGAAUUGAGGAGUUUAAUAGAAGCUUUUAUAUGUCAAAAGACAGAACUCCAAGUCGAGUCAAUGGUAGUGAAAAGAAACUCAAAGGAAACAACAUAGUCGCGAUUCGUUGGUCAAGUUGAUUGGUAUCAUUACGAUGGUAAUUUCAUGUACAUGACCUUUACAUUUACUAAUUGUGCUGGGAUAUGGUUCAUUUCGUUUCAACCAAUUCUUUUUUGUUCAUAUGAGUUUUAUUUUUCUAAUAUUUACGAAGGUUUUGACGAGGACUUCGGAUUUUAAUACUGUGAUGUUGAAAGUGUGGGUGUGGGUGUGUGGUGGGAUGUGGAUGUGCGCGUACGUUAAGUCAACAAUAUACCCACACCCACACCCAUAUGAUGACGUUCUGACAAAGCAGAAAAAAAA